This is a messenger RNA of Echinostoma caproni, 333 nucleotides long. NCBI's taxonomy places the organism in Eukaryota, Metazoa, Platyhelminthes, Trematoda, Plagiorchiida, Echinostomatidae. The record is from the annotation of a GenBank genome assembly.
AUGAACCAAAUAUGCAGCUACAACCUGUUUCAGGAGGACUAUAAGGAAUUCAACCAAAUGGACGUUCAGGAAGCUUUCGAAAAAUUCGAGGAAGUAUUGAGGAGCGAUGAGAUGCGCCUCAUUUCUAAAUCCAUCCGGGCUGAACUUCGAAGGCCAAACUCUUUAUACGCCCGUGCUCGGCUUGAUAACAAAGAUAGUCGCGAGACCUGGCAAACCCUCAUGCAUAUUUCUGGCAUCAAAUCCUCAUUCCAGGCACCUGCUGCAGUGGACAUAGAUAGUCUGAAUGAGAGUUUCAUCAACAGUGGAACUGCUCUCAGUGCUCUACCUAAUUGA